AUGACCUCUUACAUGACCUCUUACGCAGAGGGGAUUCAAGACUUCCAGCAAGAGCUCAUCUGCUCCAUCUGCAUGGAGUACUUCACAAACCCAGUGUCCAUUGAGUGUGGCCACAGUUUUUGCCAUGGUUGCCUCCUCAGGUACUGGCGGGGAGACUCUCCCCCUUUCUUCUGCCCAGAGUGCAGGAGCGGCACCUCGCGGAGGGAUUUCAAAGCCAACGUGCGACUUGGGAAACUGGCAGUCAUUGCCAAAAAAGUAAGACCCGAUUGUUCGCAGUACUCUGAAAGAUGUGCCAAGUGUGAGGUACAUCAGAAAAUGCACAAGCUGUUCUGUGAAGAUGAGCGGCGCCCAGUCUGCGUGUACUGUUCUCAAUCCCAGAAGCAUGAGGCUCAUAUUCUCCGUUGCAUAGACGAGGCAGCUGAGGGCUUUAGAGACAGGCUCCAAGGAAGUGUGACUGAUUUGUGGAAGAAAACUGAGGACGUCGUUCAGCAGAUAAGCAAUGACAAGAUUAAAUUUGCGUUGUUAGAAGUAGAAAUAGAAAAUCAAAAGAAGAGUGUUUUGUCUGAAUUCCAGAAAAUGAAACAAUUCCUAAAUGAGGAGAAGGAUGCAUUUCUAUCAUGUCUGCAAGAACUGGGGAUGGCCAAUUUAGAAGCCCUGAACAAGACCAUCAAUGAAUUAUUUCAUCAGAAUCAACAAAUACGGAAGAGGAUCACAGAGUUAGAGGAGGAGCGAGAGAAACCAGAUCUGGAUUUGCUCCAGGAUAUGAAAGGAGUGUUAAACAGGAAUGAAUCUGUGCUCCUAAAGGAAAUACAAACCUUCGGUAUACGCAUGGCUAUCUGGCCCAUCCCCAGGCUUAUGGAACAUAUUUUCAAUUUGAAAGUGGACAUCACUCUGGAUUGCAACACAGCUGAUCCAGGUCUCAUCAUAUCUGAGGAUCUGAAGAGUGUGAGAUAUGGAGGUGUCCAGGAGGAAGCACACAACAACAGUGGGAGGUUAAGAGAUUUUGCCCAAGUUCUUGGUACUCAAUCCUUCAUUUCAGGGAGAUAUUACUGGGAGGUAGAGGUGCCAAAUAACACGAUGUGGUGUGUUGGCAUCUGCCCCAAAUCAAAAGAGUCUCGAGAUUUCUUUGUGCUGAGGACUGUACAGUCACCUAAUUCCUGCUAUCUUUAUGUCAUGGCCCAGCACAAUCUUUAUUCCAAGGUCCAUACAAAAUACCGCCAGGUCGGUGUGUCAAACCUAAAGGUGGGCAUUUUCCUUGACUGUGAACGUGGAGAAGUAUCAUUUUAUCAUGUGAAAAGCAGAUAUCUAAUUUAUACUUUCCCUGCCACUUCAUUCUCAGGACCUCUUGUGCCAUUCUUCUGUCUUUCUAAGAAAGUCUUGACAGAUGAUUGCUCUCUCACAAUCUGCCCUUAA
Phascolarctos cinereus (koala) is the source of this 1413-nucleotide messenger RNA. RefSeq names its product E3 ubiquitin-protein ligase TRIM11-like. NCBI's taxonomy places the organism in Eukaryota, Metazoa, Chordata, Mammalia, Diprotodontia, Phascolarctidae. Gene Ontology annotation, molecular function: zinc ion binding; protein binding. The record is from RefSeq and is a predicted model, not a curated record.